This is a messenger RNA of Populus euphratica (Euphrates poplar), 896 nucleotides long. RefSeq lists its product as uncharacterized. NCBI's taxonomy places the organism in Eukaryota, Viridiplantae, Streptophyta, Magnoliopsida, Malpighiales, Salicaceae. Gene Ontology annotation, cellular component: mitochondrion. The record is from RefSeq and is a predicted model, not a curated record. The transcript has 3 exons. The coding region runs from base 115 to 447 and encodes 110 amino acids.
CCUUACCCAAGCAAUCCUUCUCCAGUUCUGGUCUUGUAUUUCGCCGUUUCUCUCUUAAAUCCUAGGUAAACCCUCAACAGGCAGGCUUACUUUGAUUUUCAUUCCAUCAAUUCAAUGGCAUCCUCCUCCUCAUCUUGCAGGAAAUUUAUCUCCAAAUCAUCUCUAUCGUCCAUCAAAUCAGCCAUCAGAUCAUCUAAGGCUCCUAAAUCUCCCUUCAGCCCCACCAGAUCUGCCACCGCUUCUCACUUCCUUCUCCCAUCCAAACCACCAACCUCCUCUCGAUUCUCCUUUUCCAGGGCACCAUGUGAGCUGGGAUGCGUUCAGUCGCUGCUGCCACUACACAGCGCGGUGGCGGCGUCGAGGAUGACAUCAUGUUUAAGUACCACAUCCAGGAAUUUCCGAGCGCUCUCUCAGGGUACACUCUGCUGCACCUCUCCCGGCCUCUAAUAGUAGCUUUUAUUGUUUCUCUAGCACAUAAUUCAAAGAAAAAAACCGGGAACUUGUUGUCUGCAUCUUUGUCAAGUAUGAAACUAUGAAUGCUUUUUUAAUCAUCUUAAAAAUAUUUGGUUAUAUCAAAAUGGAGGCCUUCGUUCCGUGUUGAUGUAUGCCCAUGUCAAUGCUGCUCUCUAAACUUGUUUGGAUGAUGUUAAACUAGCCCUUAAACGUAACAUGCAUGGGCUUCCUUACGUCAGUGUAACUUGGGAGCAACCAGUGUUGUUCUUGAUUUGUUAGAAUCCACUUUCUGUUUUAUUGGUAAUUUUUUCUGGAUAGUUUGCAAUCUUUUCAGCUAAACUCAAUUUUAACUUUCUGUACUAAAAGUAUUCAAUCAUAGGAUAACUGGUUUCUAUACACAUCUGGUUACCAACCAAAACAAUAAACUUUGAUGGUUUUUAGAA